Leptosomus discolor (cuckoo roller) is the source of this 742-nucleotide messenger RNA. Lineage: Eukaryota; Metazoa; Chordata; Aves; Leptosomiformes; Leptosomidae. The record is from RefSeq and is a predicted model, not a curated record.
GGACGCCCUCGUCACCAGCGCAGUGAACUGCCUCACCAGCUUCCUCUCGGGCUUCGUCAUCUUCACCGUGCUGGGCUAUAUGGCCGAGAUGAGGGACGUGGAGGUGGAGGAUGUCGCAAGAGAUAAAGGGCCGAGCCUCCUCUUCAUCACCUACCCCGAAGCAAUCGCCAACAUGGUGGGAUCCACCUUCUUCGCCAUCAUAUUCUUCCUGAUGAUGAUAACGCUGGGGCUGGACAGCACGUUUGGGGGCUUGGAGGCCGUGAUCACGGCCGUGAUGGACGAGUACCCCCAGGUCCUGGCCGGGCGACGGGAGCUCUUCGUCCUCGGCCUCAUCACGGUCUGUUUCCUGGGCUCCCUGAGCACCCUCACCCACGGGGGAGCCUAUGUGGUGAAGCUACUGGAGGAGUUUGGUGCUGGCUGCUCCAUCCUGGCAGUGGUGCUGCUGGAAACGAUAGCUGUCUCCUGGUUUUACGGGAUACAGAGGUUCUCCCAUGACGUGAAAGCCAUGCUGGGCUUCACCCCGGGGAUGUUCUGGAAGGUGUGCUGGGUGGCCAUCAGCCCCGCCUUGUUAGCGUUCAUAGUCAUCAGCUCCCUCCUGGACCCGCCACCUCUGAUGCUCUUUGACUACCAGUACCCCGAAUGGAGCAUCUCAGUGGGGUACCUCAUAGGAGCUUCCUCCUUCAUCUGCGUCCCCUUCUACAUGGUGUACAAGCUCGUCUGGACGCCAGGGUCUCUCAAGCAG